Molecule: messenger RNA, 1693 nt
Organism: Nematolebias whitei (Rio pearlfish)
Lineage: Eukaryota; Metazoa; Chordata; Actinopteri; Cyprinodontiformes; Rivulidae
Gene: ntng1a
Product: netrin g1a
Exons: 7
Coding region: 1-1644 (547 amino acids)
Molecular function (GO): cell-cell adhesion mediator activity
Source: RefSeq, a predicted model, not a curated record
AUGCAUCUCCAGUUGGCAUUGGCGCUGCAGGUGGUUUGGACUGGCAUUUGCCAUGCAGCUAUUCAGAACUACCCCGCAGCUUGGGGUCACUACGAUGUGUGCAAGUCUCAGGUUUACUCAGACGAGGGUUUGACCUGGGACUACAUGGCCUGCCAGCCAGAGGCGGCAGACAUGACCCAGUUCCUGAAGGUUACCCUGGAUCCCCCCAACAUCACCUGUGGAGACCCUCCAGAGACGUACUGCGCCCUGGAGAAUCCCUACAUGUGUAAUAACGAAUGUGACGCCAGCACCGAGGAACUCGCUCACCCGCCGAAGCUCAUGUUUGACAUCGAGGGCCGAAACCCCACCACCUUCUGGCAGUCUACGUCCUGGAAAAAAUACCCCAAGUCCCUCUUGGUCAACAUAACGCUGUCUUGGAACAAGACCAUCGAACUGACCGAUGACAUCGUCAUCACGUUUGAGUCAGGCCGACCUGAGCAGAUGGUUUUAGAGAAAUCGCUAGACUACGGGCGAACCUGGCAGCCGUACCAGUUUUAUGCCACGGACUGCCUGGAUGCCUUCACCAUGGAACCCAAGACAGUGCAGGAGUUGACGCAGCACACCCUGUUGGACAUCAUCUGCACCGAGGAGUACUCCCGGGGAUACGUGUGGAAGUACGACAAAACCGUACGCUUUGAGAUCAAAGAUCGGUUUGCGCUGUUCGCCGGGCCGAGGCUCCACAACAUGGCCUCGCUUUACGGACAGUUGGACACGACCAAGAACCUGAGGGACUUCUUUACCAUCACAGACCUGAGAGUCCGGCUGCUUCGGCCUGCCACGGGGGCCACGAUGGUGGACGAGAGCAGUUUGUCCAGAUACUUCUACGCCAUUUCUGACAUCAAAGUUCAGGGAAGGUGCAAGUGCAAUCUCCACGCCAACAGCUGCGUGUACGACAAGGAGAAGCUGAGCUGCGAGUGCGAACACAACACCACCGGGCCCGACUGCGGGCGCUGCAAGAGGAACUACCAGGGCCGAACGUGGAGCGCCGGUUCCUACCUGCCCAUCCCCAAAGGCACCGCUAACAUCUGUAUUCCUAAUAGCAUUGGUCCAGUUAACUGUGAAUGCUUCGGCCACUCCAACCGAUGCAGCUACAUCCAGGUGCUAAACACCGUCAUUUGCGUGAGCUGUAAGCACAACACUAGGGGCCAGCACUGCCAGCUGUGCAAACUGGGCUUCUACCGCAAUGCCUCAGCAGAACUGGACGAUGAAAAUGUGUGCAUAGAGUGUAAUUGUAACCCCGUUGGCUCAGUCAGUGAUCGCUGUAAUGGCACAGGAUAUUGUAUAUGUAAGGAGGGCACUACGGGGCCCAAGUGUCAGGAGUGUCUACCCGGCUAUUUGUGGGACAAUGGCUGCAAAUCUCGGGUGUGUGACAACGAGCUCCUGCGCUGCCAGAACGGCGGGGUGUGUGAAAACAACGUCCACUGCAGCUGUCCCUCGGCCUACACGGGCCUGCUGUGCGAGAAGCCCCGCUGUGAGUCGGAGCUGGGGGGCUGCCGGGGCUCAGAGUCGGGACAGGCCCCCCUGACCCCCCCUUCCCUCUGCUGCCUGCUGACGCUGCUGACGCUGGGUUCGGCGCUCCUGAGAGAGGCCUCCUGCUGGCUUUGAGGAGACCUUAGUGGGGGUGACACGCCUCCCACCGCCUUCACCUUACCCC